AAACCAGACUGGAAUCCAAAUAUGAAACUGUCAUUGACAGUUGGAGGAGGGUGCACCCGAUAGCUAGAUUAAUUUUAUUUGUGUAUCUAGCAAGCUUAUUUUCCACACAUGAUCAGUGAACAUUUAGGCUAACAUACUUGUAAACAACAGAUUUUGCAAGCAGGAAUAACAAUGUCCAUCGUGACAGUACAACUUGGACAAUGUGGCAACCAGGUAGGCCAAGACAAGAGUUGUGAGAGGUGAUCAGCAAUGAUGUAAAUGAUACGCAAAGAAACGUUUACAGUGAAUACAGCAGGGAGCGGUUCUUCAAUGAGACUGCCAAUAGAGGUAGGUUAGCUAUUCCUAAUGAUAAUAAGCUGGUGCUCCUCUUCUAACAUGUAAACUCAACAAAUGUGUAUUUAACAUUUAAUGUUGUCUUUGGAACCCAAAGUAAUCUCACAAGAGUAUUGCAAAGGCUGCCAAAUCUGGGAAGUGGAGAUAUGGGGACCAUUCACACUUCAGUCAGAAACAGGGAUCUGGAAACAACUGGGCAAAUGGGUAGUUUAUGGGCUGGCCACCUUGUAAUUAUAAAGGCUCUGAGUUUUUCAUGACCACAUGACAUUAUAGGAAAAACUGGUCAGGUGACAUCAUGUGGUUAGGAAAAACUCUGUGCCCCACAGCAGUGUCCAUAGCACUGUAAUAUGACAACACUGUGUUUUCCUUUCUUUGUGUGUGGAUACUGUGUCCAUGGACCACGUCAUGAGGAGUUGGUGGUGGACAUCGUGAGGAGAAAGGUGGAGCGCUGUGACCGUCUGGCAGGAAUCAUGGCCAUGAUGAGUGUGGCGGGGGGCACAGGGUCAGGGGUGGUAACAUAUGCCACUCACUGUCUCCGGGAUGCCUACCCAAACUCCUUCAUCCUCAACCACCUGACAUGGCCCUAUGACACUGGAGAGGUGAUUGUUCAGAACUACAACUCUGUGCUCACACUGUCACACCUCUACCAGCUCUCAGAUGCCAUCCUGGUUCACAAGAUCUGCGCCCAGCCUAUGAAUAUCAAACACAUAUCAUUCAGUGACGUCAACAAAGUCAUAGCCCACCAGCUAGGGAGUGUUCUGCAGCCUGCACUCACUGGUGACUCCCAUGGUGUCUACAAUAGAAACCCCAUAGGUGAACUGAUAAGCGGCCUGGUGUGUCACCCAGAGUACAAGUUGCUCAGCGUCUGCAACAUUCCCCAGGUGUCCAGCUCCUCCAUGGCUUACAGCGUGUUCACCUGGUCGGGCCUGCUCAAACACCUACGUCAGAUGCUCAUUGCCAAAGCCAAAAUGGACUAUUAUUUUUCAGGCAUCAACUGGCAGUUGCGAGCCCCCUCUCUCCAGCCUGAAGGGGUAGAGAGGACCAAGAGUCACAGACGACCAGGCUUCAACACCUCCCUGGCCAACCUGCUCAUACUGCGGGGGAAGGAUGUGAACAGUGCAGAGAUAGGUGGAUUUCAGGAUCCGACCCUAUAUACCCCCUUGCUUCCAACAGAUGAGACUUUCAGCAUGUGGAAAACUCCAGUCCCCUUUAACAAGUAUGAGAAGUCUGCUACACUGGUCAGCAACAGCCAGGCUCUGCUGAGGCCUCUGGACAACAUGAUGGGGAAAGCCUGGAACAUGUUUGCUUCCAGGGCCUACAUUCAUCAGUACACUAAGUUUGGAAUCUCAGAGGUAGAUUUCCUUGUUAGCUUCACAUCUCUUGAACAGGUCAUCUCUAGCUACUGUCUGCUUUGGACCAGUAAGAUACUGUUUGGAUAUGACUAA
This is a messenger RNA of Coregonus clupeaformis (lake whitefish), 1778 nucleotides long. Its product is annotated as tubulin delta chain-like. Gene Ontology annotation, cellular component: microtubule; cytoplasm. Gene Ontology annotation, biological process: microtubule cytoskeleton organization; mitotic cell cycle. The transcript has 6 exons. The coding region runs from base 681 to 1778 and encodes 365 amino acids. Lineage: Eukaryota; Metazoa; Chordata; Actinopteri; Salmoniformes; Salmonidae. Gene Ontology annotation, molecular function: structural constituent of cytoskeleton; GTP binding. The record is from RefSeq and is a predicted model, not a curated record.